UGUGUGCUUGGCGUCUGUGGGAGAUUAAAAAAAAAAAAAAAAAAAUGGCUGAUUCGACCUCCCUGAAGAAGAUCUGCUCUCGUCAUAAGAAGAAGCUUGAAAUAUUUUGUCGUACUGAUCAGAUUUCUAUCUGCUCUCAGUGCAAGAUGGACGAACAUAAGGGUCAUGACACAGUCUCCGCUGCCGAAGAAAGGAAAACCAAACAGGGGGAGCUGAAGGAGACCCAGAGGAGAUUCCAGCAGAGAAUCCAGCAAAGUGAGAAGGAGAUGCAGGAGCUGAGGAAGGCCGUGGAGGAGAGGACCAACAGCUCUGCAGCAGUGGAGGACAGUGAGAGGGUCUUCACUGAGAUGAUCCGCUCCAUUGAGAGAAAGCGACGUGAGGUGACAGAGCUGAUCAGAGCCCAAGAGGCUGAGGUGAAGCAGGCUGAAGAACAUCUGAAGCAACUGGAGCAGGAGAUUAAUGAGCUGAAGCAGAGUGAUGCUGAACUGGAGGAGUUUACAAGCACAGAGGAUGACAUCUAUUUCCUUGAGAAUAUCCCCUCCAUCCCAGAAAUCCCUCCCCCCAAACACAGCAUGACCUUCAGCCAGAGUUUCUCUCUGGAGGCUCUGGAGGAAUCUCUCUCUACACUGAAGGUGCAGCUGAAGGAGGAGCUGGAAGGCAUCGUCAAGCAGGAAGAUACUGAUCCAGUCAGAAGAACAAGCAGUAAUGAGAUGAUACCACCAGACAUGUCUGAUGUGCAGGCUGUUUUUACUGAGCCAGUAACCAGAGAGGAGUUCUUAAAGUACUCCUGUCACUUCACACUGGAUCCAAACACAGCGCACAGAAUCCUCCAUCUGUCUGAGGGGAACAGGAGAGUGGAGUGCAGAGCUGAGCUCCAGUCAUAUCCUGAUCAUCCAGAGAGAUUUGAUGGGUGGUAUCAGGUGCUGUGUAGAGAGGGUGUGUCUGGACGCUGCUACUGGGAGGUGGAGUGGAGUGGGCAGCAUGCUCAUAUAGCCGUCUCAUAUAAAAGCAUCAGCAGGAAAGGAGCGGGUGAUGAGUGUUGGUUUGGAUGGAAUGAUCAGUCCUGGAAGCUGCAACGCUCCGGCUCCGACUGCUGUUUCAGGCACAAUAGUAAAGAGACUGAACUCCCUCUAGUGGCCAGCUCCAGAAUAGGAGUGCAUGUGGAUCACAGGGCAGGAACUCUGGCCUUCUACAGCAUCUCUGACACAAUGACCCUCCUACACAGAGAACAGACCACAUUCACUCACACACUCUACCCUGGGUUUUAUAUAGGCCUUGGAUCAUCAGUGAAGCUGUUAUAACACACACCAUAUAGAGCAGGACAGAAAUGUAAAGACCUCAGAUACAGAUAUGCUGUUAUCAUACACACACACACACACACACACACACACACACACACACACACACACACACAAGCUGCCUGAGAUUCUGUGUUCUAGGGGAGAAACAGACCAAAUCCACUCCCUCAUCUCUGGACCCCAGCAGAUAUUACAGCGUCUGCACCUCUGCUGGAACACACAUCAGCACACCACACAUACACUAUUGGGUGGGAAAUGUGUUGAUGAGCCCAGUGUUUCACCCCCUCUGGUCCUCUCCCACAAUCCAUUUCCUCUCCCUCCUGCUCCCCCUAACCCUCCUUCCCCUCUCCCAGGUGUUCAGGCCUUUAGGCCCUCUGUGAUUGGACACACAUCUGAUGGAAAGUCUGAUAUGAAGCAAGUUAUAUUUCAAUGACUAGAAGGAAAUCUGUGCAAGUAGUAUUCAACAAAUUAUGUAAAACAUAAUGAAUAAUAAUUGCUUCUAAUACAUGUGAUAUGUACUGGGUUUUACAGUGUGUUUUUGUGAAAUUCACAUGUUAAAUAAGUUAAUAAAAAAGUAUGCAUGAUCA
Sardina pilchardus (European sardine) is the source of this 1885-nucleotide messenger RNA. Its product is annotated as tripartite motif-containing protein 16-like. Gene Ontology annotation, molecular function: zinc ion binding; protein binding. The transcript has 7 exons. The record is from RefSeq and is a predicted model, not a curated record. The coding region runs from base 45 to 1301 and encodes 418 amino acids. NCBI's taxonomy places the organism in Eukaryota, Metazoa, Chordata, Actinopteri, Clupeiformes, Clupeidae.